This is a messenger RNA of Setaria italica (foxtail millet), 1387 nucleotides long. Its product is annotated as probable uridine nucleosidase 2. Bases 112 to 1089 code for a protein of 325 amino acids. The record is from RefSeq and is a predicted model, not a curated record. Gene Ontology annotation, biological process: purine nucleoside catabolic process. Gene Ontology annotation, molecular function: purine nucleosidase activity. NCBI's taxonomy places the organism in Eukaryota, Viridiplantae, Streptophyta, Magnoliopsida, Poales, Poaceae. Gene Ontology annotation, cellular component: cytosol. The transcript is spliced from 9 exons.
AUCUCCCUAUUUUUACUCGAAAGUCCCGUGCUCCACUAGGGGUCCUAUCCGGAUUCGUAGGGACACCGGACACCCCGCUUCCCGCAUCGAAAUCUGGGUGGGGUGGGAUCCAUGGCGGCGGCGGAGGGGACGAGGAAGAAGGUCAUCAUCGACACCGACCCCGGAAUCGAUGACGCGAUGGCCAUCUUCGUGGCGCUGCGGUCGCCGGAGCUGGAGGUGCUGGGCCUCACCACCACCUUCGGCAACGUCCACACCGCCCUCGCCACGCGCAACGCGCUCCACCUGCUGGAGGCUGUUGGCCGGACCGACAUCCCCGUCGCGGAGGGAUCCCAUGUAACAAUCAAGAAAGCCUCCAAGCUGAGGAUUGCUAGCUUCGUUCAUGGCUCAGACGGUCUGGGAAACCAGGACUUCCCUGCACCGGCUACAAAGCCGGUGGAUCAGACGGCUGCUGCCUUCAUGGUUGAGCAGGCAAACCUGUACCCCGGACAAGUUACCAUCGUCGCCCUCGGUCCACUGACCAACCUUGCUCUGGCGAUCGAGCUUGACCCUUUGUUCCCCAAGAAGAUAGGGCAGAUAAUUAUUCUCGGUGGUGCGUAUUCGGUCAAUGGAAAUGUCAACCCUGCAGCUGAGGCAAAUAUAUUUGGGGAUCCUGACGCGGCAGAUAUCGUGUUCACCUGUGGUGCUGAUAUUUUGGCCGUGGGACUAAAUGUAACCCACCAAGUAGUUCUUACAGAUGCUGACCGGGAGAAGCUUGAACAGUGUGAUAGCAAAUACGCUCGCUACUUAUGCAAGAUAAUGGGCAUUUAUUUUGAUUACCACAAGGAUGCUUACUUCAUAAAAGGAGUGUAUCUCCAUGAUCCGACAACGCUUAUUGCUGCAGUAAAUCCGUCACUGUUGACUUACACAGAAGGUGUCGUGAGGGUGCAGACGGUUGGAAUCACAAAGGGUCUUACAGUUUUCGACAAUACCAAGAAAAGGUACGGGGAGAUCACAGCCUGGACCGGCAUGCCGACCGUGAAGGUUGCGGUCACCGUUGAUGCCCCCGCUGUGGUGGAGCUGAUGAUGCAGAGGCUGAUGACGGAUGAUUAAUCGACGACUGCUGAUUUGCACGACCUGAGACCGAUUGCUGGAUAAUCCCUCUGUUUGCAGUGCAUCCUAGGGCGGCGGCUCAAGAUGAGUCCUGAUUGAAGCUGAUGCUGGAUUAUGCAGUGCUGCUCGAAAGAAAGCACUUUGUACUUAUAACAUUGAGGGAUGAUGUGCCUUUGUUUCUUUCAGACUUUGAAGUCUAUAAGAAAGAAAGAAGCGUUGGAAGCAUACAUGUGUAACACCAGACAUGCAUUGUGUUUGUGGCUUGAUGCAUAUAUGUUGGUCCCUGAAACCUUCCUGA